Limulus polyphemus (Atlantic horseshoe crab) is the source of this 750-nucleotide messenger RNA. Its product is annotated as adducin-related protein C1289.14-like. The annotation marks the transcript as partial. The record is from RefSeq and is a predicted model, not a curated record. The transcript is spliced from 3 exons. Gene Ontology annotation, cellular component: cytoskeleton. Gene Ontology annotation, molecular function: actin filament binding. NCBI's taxonomy places the organism in Eukaryota, Metazoa, Arthropoda, Merostomata, Xiphosura, Limulidae.
GUUAGUUAAUUCACGAUCAUACGACUUUCUACUAACGUAUACUAUCGUUAAGCAAAUAUGAGAGCUCUUAGUAAUUACUUAAAAGGUUUCGCCUUUCUAAAGAGAACUGGUUUAAGUUUAAACCAUCAGGGUUAUAUAAACUUCAAGAGAUGGAAUUCAGUAGGUUCAGAUACCAAGCAAAAUAACUGGAAAAUAAGAAUUCAACUUGCAGCAGCUUACAGAGGUUUGGAAGCCUACAAUAUGAAUGAAGGCGUAUGCAACCAUCUAACAGCAUUGGCUCCAGCCAGUAGUGACAACGGAGAAGUAAUGCUAGUUAUACCAUACGGUCUGCACUGGAGUGAGGUGACUCCGUCUUGUCUUAUCGGGCUGAAUUCCAAUAAUGAAGUGAUAGAAGGAAAGGGAACUCCUGAGACGUCUGCUGCUUGCAUCCAUCGUGGUAUUUACCGAAGUUGCCCCAAUAUCCGAAGUAUCCUGCAUACUCACGCACCUUAUGCAACAGCUUUAGGGUGUUUGGAAACGCCAACUCUAAGAAUGGUGCAUCAGAACUCGGCUCGUUUUCUGAAUCGUGAGGCCUACGAUACCGACUACUCUGGUUUGGUUCAUGAUGUGGAGGAAGGAAUCCGAUUAGGAAAUGUUUUGGGGAAUAAAGAUGCUCUUUUUAUGGGGAAUCACGGCGUCAUUACUGUAGCAGAUAACAUUGCCUCAGCUUUUGACAAUAUGUACUACCUUGAGCGUGCUGCAAUGGUGCAG